This is a messenger RNA of Symbiodinium natans, 1809 nucleotides long. NCBI's taxonomy places the organism in Eukaryota, Dinophyceae, Suessiales, Symbiodiniaceae. The record is from the annotation of a GenBank genome assembly.
AUGGAGGAGGACAGCGGUGGCAUGCGUGUAUCCUUUCGACGGAGCGAGAGCAAGGGGCAGAUCAAUGCCAUAGCGCACCCAUGGCGACGCAAGGUAGCUGAGCUUUGCAAAUCUUCACGGGUGGAGCUGCUGCUUGGGCUCAUCAUCUGUAGCAAUAUGGUGGUCGUUAUCCUAGAGACCGACGCCACGGCCGACAAUUUACUAGCGCCCCUUUGGAUGCGAGCUGCGAACUUGGUCUUCUUGGCGGUCUAUACCAUAGAGGCGGCUGUGAAAAUCUAUGCGUGGCGCUGGAAGUAUUUCCACGACUCUUGGAAUCUCUUGGACUUCACUGUUGUCUUGCUCGACAUGGCCCUUACCAUCACGGCCCUGUUCCAGCUCUCGGGCAGUGGCGUGUCAAUGCUGCGGAUAUUCCGGAUGGGCAAGAUGGUCCGGAUCUUUAGAGUGCUGCGUCAAAUAUGGGAGUUGAAGAUACUGCUGAUGAGCUUUGCCGCGGCAGCCAAGUCGAUCGUUUUCGGCAUGGUCAUGGUGCUCAUCAUGAUGACCAGUUGGUCAGUUCUGGCAGUACAGUUCCUGCAUCCCAUCAACAAAGAGCUUUGGCUGGACAGCGACUGUGAGCGCUGCGGACGCGCCUUUUCUACAGUUUGGGAAGCUCAAAUUACCAUCUUCCAAACUGUCAUGAUGGGAGACGGCUGGGGCACUCUUGCAAUUCCACUCAUUGAAAGAGCAAGUUGGGCCAGCACUUACUUCCUGUUUGUCUACAUCAGUCUGCAGCUUGCGAUGCUCAAUCUCAUCCUCGCUGUCAUCGUCGAGCGUGCUGCGAGCGCAAAGGAGCUUGAUCUGCACCAACAGGCAGUCGCCAAGGAGGAGGAAAUGAUUGCUGCAAAGGAAAGCUUGCUACAAUUGUGCCGGUUGAUGGACAAGGAUAAGAGCGGCAGCUUGGAUCUAGAGGAAAUCAAGGAUGGCUUCAACAACAACCCGAAGUUCGCGAGCUCGUUGGUGUCUAUGGGUGUCUUCCUUGAGGACGUGGACCUGUUGUUUGAAGUUCUUGACGUCGAAGGCACUGGGGCAGUUCCUUACGUGGAACUUGUGGACACCUUGGCGCGGCUAAAAUCGCAGAUCUCUUAUGUCAUCCUUUUCCAGCUGACGGCGAUCCAGAAGCACAUGCGCGAUCUGCGGGCGCAGAGAGCCCGGAGUGAGGAGGAGGAUGAGCUUGGCAUCAACAAGGCCGCUAGCAGCGCUAGCAAGGGCUCGGCGGCACCGCCAGCAGGCCAGGCCGAGUCAGCGAGCUUUCGCAGGCUCGUUGAUUCCAAGUUCACUGACAUGAUGAGAGAGACCAAUCAGCGUUUCGACCAGAUCUUGCACGAGAUUUCGCGUAGCUUUGAUCAAGCGCAGAGGAUAGCAGAAAAAGCUGACAGCCGUCCCCAUGAAAGACCGACAACGGUCUUCGAAGCCCUGACACAGGAAUGCAGCCCAGAGGCCAUGCGCCUCCUUAGAGAGGACACUGUGGUGGGUCUGAAUGAAAGAACGAAAUCGGGCGAUACUACGCUUAUACGGGCCAUCAAGAACCAGAUGUGGGAGGUGGUCUUUGAGAUCCUGCGGCAUGAGGAGUUCACCCAACUCAACGAGACAGAUGGCAUGGGCCUAUCUGCGUGGCACCAUGCCUUGGUGCGAGAACGCUCCGACGUGGUCGCUGCCAUAACGAAUCGACCUGAUUUUGCAGCUGUGCACAAGCUAGACUUGAAUGCCGUGGCGCAGCACGUCGCCUCAGCGCGAGCAUCGAAACGUGCAGUCCCGGUCGUUGGAAUAUGA